This is a messenger RNA of Fraxinus pennsylvanica, 2607 nucleotides long. The record is from the annotation of a GenBank genome assembly. NCBI's taxonomy places the organism in Eukaryota, Viridiplantae, Streptophyta, Magnoliopsida, Lamiales, Oleaceae.
AUGUCUUCUAUUGCCAUUUCUUAUGGAGAAAAUGGCUCAGUUUUCUGUGGCCUAAAGUCUGAUGGUUCUCAUCUCGUAACUUGCUAUGGCUCUAAUCCUGCAAUUACUCGGUCAAUUCCAGAUAAUUUUCCAUUUAUUGGCUUAACUGCUGGGAAUGGCUUUGUGUGUGGACUUUUAAUGGACUCGAAUCAGCCUUAUUGUUGGGGACGUACAGGUUUUAUUUCAAUGGGUACUCCUCAACCUAUGGUGAAGAGUUCUGAGUACUUAGAAAUCAGUGCGGGGGAUAACCAUUUAUGUGGGUUGAGAAAACCCUUAAUGGGAAGGCACAGAAACACUUCUUUAGUUGAUUGUUGGGGUUAUAACAUGACAAAAAGCUAUCAAUUUGGAGGGCAGAUCCAAUCUAUCUCGGCGGGUUCAGUGUUUAACUGCGGAUUAUUUGCUCAGAAUAGGAGUGUGUUCUGUUGGGGUGAUGAGACUGAAAGCCGAGUAAUUGAGCUUGUUCCAAAGGAGCUGAAAUUUCGAAAUUUCGCUGCAGGCGGGUUCCAUGUCUGUGGAAUAUUGGACGGGGUGAAGUCAAGAGUCAUUUGUUGGGGGAAAAGCUGGGAUCUUGAAGAAGAAAUCUCUGUAUCUGCAUUGUAUGCUGGGCAACUCAAUGUAGACUUGGCACCAGAUAAUCCUAUGCUUUCAGUUAUAGGGGGAAGAUUUCACGCUUGUGGGAUAAGAAGCUAUGAUCGACAAGUUGUUUGUUGGGGGUAUUUUGUCGACGGGAGUACACCGCCUCCCACAGGAGUAAAACUUUACGAAAUUUCAGCGGGAGAUUACUUCACUUGUGGAAUUCUUGCUGAGACGUCUCUGCUACCUGUUUGUUGGGGUGCUGGCUUUCCUUCUUCUCUACCAUUACCAGUUGCCCCUGGAGUGUGCAAAAUUAAACCCUGUUCACCUGAUUUCUAUGAAUUUAACAAUGCAAGUUCACCUUGUAAAUCUCCAGGCUCUCACAUUUGCUUGCCCUGCAGCAAUGGCUGUCCUAAUGAAAUGUACCAAACCGCUGAGUGUACUUUGACAUCUGAUAGACAGUGUGGAUAUAACUGUUCAAGUUGCAGCUCAGGUGAGUGCUUCUCUAACUGUUCAAAUGGUGGAAAGAAGAAAGAAAAAUUUUGGUCACUACAAUUGCCAAUAGUUGUUUCAGAGAUUGCCUUUGCCGUGUUCUUUGUUAUCGUUGUGGUUCUGACAUCAGUUUUAUAUGUUCGUUACAAGUUGAGGAACUGUAGGUGUUCUGUUAAAUCCAAAUUAAGUGAUGGAAAUAGCUCCUUCCUCAAAGAUAGUGGGAAAAUUAGUCCUGAAUUGGAUGGGAUUAAGAUUAGGAGAGCUCAAAAGUUUACUUAUGAGCAACUAGAGAUAGCCACUGAUGCAUUUAAGGAAGAGUCAUUGGUGGGAAAAGGUAGUUUUUCGUGUGUUUUUAAAGGCGUUUUGAAGGAUGGCACUAUGGUUGCUGUUAAAAGGGCUAUUAUGUCUCCCGAUAUGAAGAAAAACUCAAAGGAGUUCCAUACAGAGCUCGAUUUGCUUUCAAGGUUAAAUCACGCUCAUUUGCUCAAUUUGCUAGGUUAUUGUGAAGAAGGAGGAGAGAGGCUUCUGGUUUAUGAAUUCAUGGCUAAUGGUUCCUUGCAUCAACACCUCCAUGGAAACAAGGAACUGAAAGAGCAAUUAGAUUGGAUACGGAGGGUUACCAUAGCAGUCCAAGCAGCUCGCGGGAUUGAAUAUCUGCACGGUUAUGCUUGUCCCCCCGUAAUUCACCGAGACAUAAAAUCUUCAAACAUUCUCAUAGAUGAAGAACAUAAUGCCCGUGUUGCUGAUUUUGGUCUCUCUUUAUUGGGACCUGCCAAUAGUAGCUCCCCUUUGGCUGAACUACCAGCAGGGACUCUGGGAUAUCUUGACCCCGAGUACUAUAGACUUCACUACCUUACCACCAAAUCUGAUGUUUAUAGUUUUGGCGUGUUGCUUUUGGAAAUUAUCAGUGGUCGAAAAGCCAUUGACAUGAAAUACGAAGAAGGAAAUGUUGUAGAAUGGGCAGUCCCUUUGAUCAAGGCUGAUGACAUAGAAGCCAUUUUGGAUCCAGUAUUGAAACCACCAUCUGAUCUUGAAGCUCUGAAACGAAUUGCAAAUGUAGCGAGUAAAUGUGUAAGAAUGAGAGGGAAGGAGAGACCCUCUAUGGACAAAGUGACGACUGCUUUGGAGCGUGCACUUGCACUGCUGAUGGGUACCCCAUGCAAUGAGCAACCUAUUUUGCCAACUGAGGUGGUUUUGGGAAGUAGCAGAUUGCACAAGAAGCCUUCUCAAAGAUCUGGUAAUCGGUCAACCUCGGAAACGGAUGGGGCAGAUACUGAGGAUCAAAGAUUUGAAUUAAGAGCUCCUUCAUGGAUUACUUUUCCAAGUGUUGCUUCUUCUCAGAGGAGGAAAUCGUCCAUCUCGGAUUCAGAUGCCGAUGUAAAGAACUUGGAGACAAGAAAUUUGGGGAAUGGCACCAGUCUUGGCGAUGGAUUGAGAAGUUUAGAUGAAGAAAUUGGGCCGGCAUCUCCACCACAACUCUUGUUCUUACAGCACAACUUCUAA